Molecule: messenger RNA, 1201 nt
Organism: Hibiscus syriacus
Lineage: Eukaryota; Viridiplantae; Streptophyta; Magnoliopsida; Malvales; Malvaceae
Product: RING-H2 finger protein ATL73-like
Exons: 1
Coding region: 472-1038 (188 amino acids)
Biological process (GO): protein ubiquitination
Molecular function (GO): transferase activity
Source: RefSeq, a predicted model, not a curated record
CAUCAGACUCUGGCAAACCCCGAAUCAUUAUCCUCGGAACCCCGUAUUUUAUCUCCCGAUUUUCCCACUCCUUUUUGCUUUUUUGUCCAAGUAAAUUCAGUGAUGAUGAUCUCGUGGAAUUCAAACAGUCGUCAACUGCUUCAUUGAGGAAGCCAUAGAUUUUCAUCACUUCCCUCUCUCUCUUCUCUUUCGCCUUUAAAGCACCAUGAAAGAUGCUCUUUAGUGGCGUGUCUUUUCAACGGUUGGAAUCCUCACAGUGUGUUUUGAUUUCUCAGACGCAUUUUAUCAAACGCAUAGAAAGCUUGAGCUUAAGCCCUCACUUUUUUGCUUUUAAUACUCCCUCAAAACAAGCAAAACAUCAAUGGAUUAUCUUCUGAUGAUAACCCUUGUGGGUUGGUUCAUCAAAGAAGAUUAAAGGGUGUUUUUAUUUAUGUUUUUUCAUCUGAUAGUGCCUUUUGGUAAUAUAUAGCAAUGGUGGUAGCUCUGCUUCAUCACCGGCCGCAUUGGCUUCUCCUCGACGAUUCGAAUGAGACAAGACCGCGGAAUUCGUUAGUCAACGAAGCUAAUUUCGAUACCAACAAGGUGAUCAUCCUGGCAGCUUUGCUUUGUGCGCUGAUAUGUGCUCUGGGGUUGAACUCGAUCGUGCGUUGUGCAUUGCGGUGUGGCAGACGGUUUGCUCCCGAGACCCCGGAUGAGGCCGCAGCACGUCUGGCGGCAACCAGGUUGAAGAAGAGCGUGUUGCGGCAGAUCCCGGUGGCAAUUUACGGUCCCGAGAUGAAUUUGAAGGCCACUGAUUGUCCUAUUUGCCUAGGUGAAUUCAUGGAUGGUGAAAAAAUCAGGGUGUUGCCAAAAUGCAAUCAUGGUUUCCAUGUGAGGUGUAUAGACACUUGGUUGUUGUCACACUCAUCGUGUCCCACUUGCAGGCAAUCGUUGCUAGAGUCGCUAGCAACUUGUUCCGGAGCUACGCCGGUGGUGAUCGAGGCCGGAGUCCAGCAACAUGGGAAUUCAUCAGGGGGACAAGCUGAUGAGGUUCGUUGAUCCUUGUCUGAAAAUAGUUCUUCACCAAAUGAAAAAAGUUAUUUUUAAUGCUAUUUUACAUUUGUUAUGUGAGUUUUUCAUUUAUGUAUAUAUGCAUAGACACAAACUAUUGUUUGCUGGUUAAGUGCAAUGGGAAACAGAACUGGUGAUGAACUUUCUGCUG